Molecule: messenger RNA, 5169 nt
Organism: Vespula vulgaris
Lineage: Eukaryota; Metazoa; Arthropoda; Insecta; Hymenoptera; Vespidae
Product: zinc finger protein 768
Exons: 6
Coding region: 268-1668 (466 amino acids)
Biological process (GO): regulation of DNA-templated transcription
Cellular component (GO): nucleus
Molecular function (GO): RNA polymerase II cis-regulatory region sequence-specific DNA binding; DNA-binding transcription factor activity, RNA polymerase II-specific; zinc ion binding
Source: RefSeq, a predicted model, not a curated record
UUAAAAAGGGGUGAGGGAGAAAGAUGGCGGCCUCCCUCGGUUCUUUCCGUUUUUGAAGUUUAAUUUUUUAACGAUAACUCGUACACGUUCGCGUCAUGCCAGCGUGAUCGAAGUUUUAUCAGCUACGAUCUAGAAGUACCAGUAAUUUUUUUCACUUCGAAAUAUCUCAUCGAUGCGAAGCGGGACGUGUGUGAGAAAGUCGCGUGCGGUGUUUACGGCCAUAACCUAUUUCGAGCGUUCGUGUUUUUAGUUCCAACUUUCCAAACAAUGGCAAUGAACGAGGAUUUUAAUUUCGCCGAGCUCUGUAGGCUCUGUUCGUUGAAAAGCAAUCAUCACUUACAGAUAUUCGACAAAGAGGGCGAACAGCGUCAAUUACUUUUUAAAAUACGUUCAUGUAUUCCCGCCGUGAUAACAAAGGAGGAUGCACUUCCAAAGAACAUCUGUCAAAGGUGCGUGUACAAACUGGAUAUGUUCUACGAAUUUCGCGUAAGCUGUAUGACCACAGAUACGGUAUUGAAAAAUUACGCGGAUAGUUUGAAGAAUCUUGCUGCGUCUGUAACCAAUCAGAGUAACGACAAGGACAAGAUGUCGAACGGUGGUCAACAACAAAGAACGGCUUACGUAGAGGCCCAUGCUGCAGUUCAGCAACAUAUGGCACAACAAGCAGCUCAGGCGAGACUGGCUGGUCCUGGCCCACCUACUAACCCACAGGCUCCUAAUCCAACUUUCACUCUACCUGAUGAUGGUCUUGGUUAUGACGACGGUGUACGUGUGCUUCGUUCUAUCGGCACUUGGUCACCUGAUUAUUCGGCAGCAAUGAGACCAGGUGGUGUGAUGCCAGCAUUUCCAGGAUCAACCGAACAACAAUUUGCUAGUUCUAGAGCACCAUCGAUCAAUCAGCCUCUUCGAACUACCAACAAUGUUGGAAUACGUCCUGGAUCAGUCUCAAAAGCUACAAAUACCGGGGAACCGAAUACAAAGGCAUUCGCUUGUACCGUAUGUGGAAAAGGUUUGGCACGUAAGGACAAGCUUGUCAUUCAUAUGCGCAUACACACCGGAGAGAAGCCUUAUUCCUGUGAGGUUUGCGGUAAAGCGUUCGCACGUAGGGACAAGUUGGUAAUACAUAUGAACAAGUUAAGACAUAGGCCUGGAGUUACACCACUUUCAACUCCUACGGCACCGAGUACGGAUCAACAACAGCAACAACAGCAACAACAACAGCAAGCGUCGCAACAACAACAACAACAGCAGCAGCAACAACAACAGCAACAACAACAACCACCUCGUCAGGAUACGAUUCAUAAGCUGAAAGAAGAGCCUGUUAGUUGGGCAUGCGAAUUAUGUGGAAGAGCGUUGGCUACGCGAGAUGAGUGGAUGCAACAUGCACGGUCACAUUUAGAAGCAUCAGCACCGCCACAGCACGCGGCUCCGUAUUUUCCUGGCUCGGCUCCGCCGCCACAGCCGUACGCAUCGGAAAGGCAUUUUUGUCUGAUGUGUCGUACGGAUUUUACGGAUAAGGCGGAGUUCAUGUUCCACGUACGCUCACAUUUCGAGCCUCAUGCUAGCCAACAAACUCAACAGCACUCCAGUGGAAAACAAGGAAGUGAUCCAGCAACGGCUGAACUGAUUGCUCGUGGUCUGGUUGAUCCCUCGGGACUAUGCAGCUAGAACUACACCUCCUCAUGUCAUUAUUUUACCGUCGAUCCGUGUCUUACCAUAGUACAAGUUCUCCAUUGAAUCUCGACCAGGACUCGUGCAUAGAUUUUCAUGCGUAUUGUGAUUAUAAUGAUGUAUACAUACAUCCGUACAUAUAUACAUAUAUAUAUGCAUUAAAAUAUAUAUGCAUUUAUAUAUAUGUGUGUAUAUAUAUAUAUGUAUGUAUUUAUGUAUGUAUGUAUAACAAUCUUAUCGACAAUGGACAAGUUGCGGUGCCGUAUUCGGUUACAGUGAUUGGUUUUCUCUGAUUUUUUAAUUUUUAUUAUUAUUUUUUCUUUUCUAAUUUUUAUCAACGACAUAAAUGUCGUCUAAACAUUUUUCAUGAUUUUUCGAUAAUUUGAUCUCGUUUGUAUGCAGGCACCAGUGCAAAUCCAUUAACGCGGGAUGAGACUUAAGUUCUUAAGUUCUUAAAAAAAAUAAUAAUAAUAAUAAUAACAAUAAUAAUAGUAGUAAUAGUAAUAAUAAUAACAACAACAACAAUAAUAAUAAUAAUAACAAUAAUAAUAACAUUAAUAAUAAUAAUAAUAAUAAUAAUAAUAAUAAUAAUAAUAAUAUUAAUAAUAUUUAGGUACUAACGGGAUAUAUCGACACGUUGUAAGUUACGCUAUUGCAUCGGUAUUUAAAUGUAAUUUCUUAAAUAGCUCUACGUUCCUACGUAAUCAGCUUCUCGCUAUCAUCCUCAGCUAUAAUUGCAGUAUCAGCUUUGAACGACGCGUUGCAGCUCCGUUCUCUCAUUGCUGUUCUUUGCAAGUGAAAAUACUUCGGGUGUUUAGUUAAUUAUUAACUUUUUUCUCUCUUUCUUUUUCCUUUCUUUUUGUAAACUUCUCAUCCACUUUUAGACAUUAAAUAUUUUUGUGAGAAAAAAAAAAGAAAAAGAAAAAGAAAAAAGAAUGUAUCGUCGAAAGGGAUUACUCGUGAACGUACACACACCCGACGAGUGUGCGUUCGAGUAUAUUGUGAAAUACGUGAAAUGAAAAAUUUUUCGAUUCGUUUUCCCUCUCUCUCUCUCUCUCUCUUUUUUUUCUUUUCUUCUUUCUCCUUUUUCUUUUCUUUAUUUUUUAUUUUUUUUUUUUAUAAUAAUAUAUCGUUAUCGUUUAAUUAUUAAUCGUAGUUGACGUAAAUGACAAGAUAUACAUCAUUUUACACGAUCGUGUACUUAAUAAAAGAAUAUGAGAACGAUCGAUUGAUCGAUAGAUAAAAAAAUCCUAAAGCAAAGUAUAAAGAUCGUGUAGUUUAAAAGUGUAUUUUUUAUCUUUGAAUGACGUGUAACAUAUAUUGGAGCUUAUUAUAUUAAGCAUUUCCACUUACUCCCCUUCUCCUCUAUGUAAUGCCCUAAUCAAAGGACAGAGAGGUGUGUCUUAUAUUUCGCGUGGCUUUCGUAUAUAAAUAGCGUAUUCGUUGACACGCGUGCAAUAAAAUCUGUUAUAUCUUUAUCGAGGACGAAUGAAAUCUUUCACGUGGACAAUAAAAUUAAAUAGAAACAAAAGCUGGCCCGGUUUUCACUCUGGUGAACAUAUCUCUUUUUUUUCUUUUUCUUUUUUCCAAGAUUUCAUUCGAUGCGCCUGUUUCUUUUUUUUCUCUUUUGAAAUCUUUAUAUAUAAAUGGGACGCAUUUAUUUGUCAUCCUCGUCUUAUCUAAAUUAGAACGUCUUUUUCCCUUCUUUUUUAUUUUUUUAAUUUAUUUAUCUUUUUUUAAGUAAUCAUUUGAAAAGGAAAUAAAAAGAAAAAGAAAAAAAAACAAUAAGAAGAGAGAAAGAAAAAAAUAACAAUGUACGUACAUACAUGCGUACAUAUGUACGUACAUAUGGUUACAUACACACGUUUACUUACACGUAUAUAUACAGUGGGGUUUUAGUCGUAAAAAAAUAGUUAUCGGUAAUUAGGCAAUACGUAUAUAUAUAUAUUUAAAACUCAAUUCAACACGAUUCAUAUUUUAUAUAGUUAAUUUACUAGCUAAUUAAAAAUAGUUGAAUUCUUUUCUUCUUCUUCUUCUUCUUUUUCUUUUUCUUCUGUUUUUUUUUUAAUGUUGUUUUUACAAUUUUUCUUUUUUCUUUUUUUUUUCUUUCUUUAAAUAAGAUUAAUAUUUAACAAUCAAAGUUCUCUUAUCGUUGGGAUGUAUACGAUUAAAAAUUAAUUCAAACGAAACUUUGUUUGUCAUCUAUAAAUCAUUAAAUCGUAUUUUUUUUUUUUUUACUAUUAAACACAUCGAAAAUCGUUGAACUAAUCGACUUUAUUCUAUUCGUAAUAUGCAUUGAUUUAUCAUCGAUAUAACAAAAUCAAUUUUCAAUGUACUAUUAAUUGUUUUAAUUAAUUUUCAAUUGCUAAUUGCAAUUUUUUACAACAAUACGAGAACUAAGUAAUUGUUAAUCGUUAAUCCGUUUAAUGAUUAAAUAAUUAAUUCAAUUAAAUGAUACAUACACACACACACACACAUAUAUAUAUAUAUAUAUAAAACACUUGAUGUAUUUAUCGUGCCUCCUGAUACGCUAGUUUAAUUGUUUAUGUUUUAUUUUUUUUCCAUACAAUUAUUCGACGAAUAAUAAAGGAACUAUGAUGACUCGAUAAUACUUGAAAGUAGUUACGAUAUUUAAGAUAAAUUCGUGGCAUGGAUUAUUAUGUCAACGUUGAUGAGAAUCGUCGUAAAGAUUUAAGCCGAUGAAAAUUGAGAGAGAGAUUAAUUAUUUAAACAAAAAAAAAAAAGAUAUGUAUAUAUAUUAAAAAUAUAUUUCAUUGAUGCCUUGAAGUUGCAUUGAAAAAGAAAAAAGAAGAAAAAAAAAAGAACGAACGAACGAACAAAAGAAAGAAAAUUAUAAAAGAAACUACAAAAUCGAAAAAAGUGAUUGUUCUGAAUUUGAAUCGUCGGAUUACAUUAAAGUAUACACGCAUACAUAUAUAUAUGCCUAUAUACAUAUAUAUAUUUAUGAGUAUAUAUAGUGCCUUUUUAUAAAAAAAUUUUAAUAAAUUUUUAAUUCGCGUGUUUGCGGGAGGCACACACCAAGCGUCCUUUGAAAAAUUUUACGUAAGAUUUAGCUAAUUUCGAAAACAUGUUCCCUUCCUCUCUCUCACUCUCUCUCUCUCUCUCUCUCUCUCUCUCUCUCUCUCUCUCUCUGUCUCUCUCUCUUUUUUUUCUCUGUAUUUUUUUCUCCACGAUAAUAUCUUUCUCGUUUUUUCUUUUUUUUUUUUUUUUCAUUUACCUCAUCCUCUUUUCUUUUUUUUUUCUUUUUUUAAUAAUUACUUUUACCUUCUCAAUCUUUCACGGAGAAAAGCGAAUUAAUUUCUCCGUUAUUGUCUCUUUUAAAUAACAGCAAUAGUCCUAGAAUUACUUUUUUAUACCGUCGAUGUCACGCGCAGCUAAUCAGAAAUCAGGUAUAAUUAUUACUGCCAUAAUCGAUGAAACGAAAUGUAUACUAUACUCAAAUAUACCUUUAUAAAUAAAACGCGAGCAAAAAAGUAA